Messenger RNA from Condylostylus longicornis, 2963 nucleotides. Its product is annotated as centrosomal protein of 162 kDa. Bases 161 to 2509 code for a protein of 782 amino acids. Gene Ontology annotation, cellular component: axonemal microtubule; centriole; centrosome. Gene Ontology annotation, biological process: cilium assembly. The record is from RefSeq and is a predicted model, not a curated record. The transcript has 8 exons. Lineage: Eukaryota; Metazoa; Arthropoda; Insecta; Diptera; Dolichopodidae.
AGUAAAUGUAGGAAGGACCUAAAUUUUUGUUAUUUAUAUUCGUGAAGCAUAUUAUUCUGUAUCUAUUAUUUUCGUAAAAAAUUUAUUUUAUGCAUUUAAAUGAGUAAAUAAUUGUUUUAGAAAAUAUUUUCUUUAAAGAAAAUUACAUUAGGCCAUAACUAUGUCUACGGUAACCACCAAUGCCGAUUUAGAUGAAUUCAAUAGAUCAAUAUUAGAAUUUUUAAAUAAAGAACGUGAGUGCUUUAAAGAAAAUUUAAUUGAUGAAAACAGUUCCGAUUUAGACGUUGAAAGCAUAUUUGAGGAAAUAAAUAGAUUGUCAGACAAAAAUGAUGAACGGAGCGUCGAGGAAAUAUUGCGAGAAGCUGAGUGUUUGAUGAAAAAUCAAAUUUUAAAUAAUAAACAAUAUUACACGGAAAGUGAAUAUAAUAAAAAUUGUGUUAAAAUAGAAAAUAAUUGUUUUAAGAAGGUAGUUGACGAAGUAUUAACGGCAUCUGUAUUAUCUGAUGAAUCAACUCCACAUGUGGAUGACUCCCAUAGCGACAAUGAUGAAAUACAAACGAUCGAAGAAAUUACAGGGGGCAUUGAAACCAUUCAAUUUAAUAUGGAUAAAAAUCAAACAGAGAAUGAUAAUGAUGAUUCUAGCAGUACAUUGAAUAACAAAACUGUUUUGGUUGAUUUAAACAAUAUGAAAAUACCAGUUCUACCUGAUUUGAAUAAUAAAAAUUCCGGAAUAAAAGAUGCACUUGGAAUAAAUAAUAGAAAUAGAAAUGAUCAAAAUAAAAUUAAAUCAAAUCCCCUAACAGAAAGAAAUGAAUAUAAGGAACAUAGAAAAUCAUUUGAUAGAUCAUCAAUUGUGUCUCCAAUUAAUAUUAAUAAUAAAAUUUUUAGUCGUCCAAGUUCAACACAAAGUACAUAUAGUGAAAAAAGUUAUGCCAAUAAAUUAAAUCUAAGCCAUCAAUCACCGAGCCAUUCCUUAGCUGCUCAAAAAACUUCUUUGGAGAAUAUAUCUGUGACAAGGGAGCAUGCUCUUAAAAUGGAAAUCGAACAAUUACAAGAAAAACUUAAAGAUACUGAAGAAAGAUUACAAAGUUUAAAAAUUCAACAUGAUUCACUUUCGCAAAUACACCGAGAUUUACGUGAAAAUCAUACACAAAUUCAAGAAGAAUCUGAACAUUUGAAAUUAGAUGUUCAACAUUUGACUGAAUGUGCCAAUGUAUUGAGAUCUGAAUUGCAAUCUGCGAGAAAAGAUCGUAAUGAAGCUUUAGAAAUACAAAAAACUUUGCAAAAUGAAAUCGAUGAAUGCAAGAGUGAAAAAAAAAUUUUAUCAGAGCAAAGUGAAAAAGACUCAAAAAUUAUACAGGAUUUGAAAAGGCAAUGCAAAGAAAUGGAAAGAAUAUUAAUGAGAAAACACCCAGAUUCUGUUUCUGCAUUGAUUGUGGCUUCGAAAAAUCCUACAAAAGGCAAUGAAGAUUCACCAGCUAGUCGGCGUUUGCUGGAGCAACGAAUUGCACAAUUGGAGGCGGAUGCUAAGCAACAAGAUAUUCAAGCUCAAAAAAUACUGGCAAAUGUUCAAGCUAAAUUUAAUUCAGUUCAAGCAAAAUACGAAACGCACAUAGCUGACUUAGAAACACAAGUUCUAAGUCUUCAAGAGAUCAAUACGAAAUUAAAUGAAAAAAUUGAAUUUCAAAUUGCUACGUUGAACAAUUUUGCUAAAUCAAACAAUCAUUUCAAAAGUUCAUGUACGCAAACUGAAGACAUACCCGAAAGAGAAAGUAAAAUGAUAACUAUGUCUACCCAAACUGAUAUAAAACUGUCGGGCAAACUAGGUGUUACUUCUGGACCUAGUACUGGGGCAGCUAAGAAAAAUUUUCCAUCAAAAAUACCUUCAUCACAUUCCGAAACACAAAUUCCCGGCCAUUAUGGUGCAGGUAAAGAAGAUGCACAUUUAUUAGCUACCAUUCGUGGAAUGCGUGUUGAUUUAGCCAUUAAAGAUAAAGCUAUGCAACGUCUUACUAAAGAACUUGAAGAAUGUAAAAAGACCAUAAGAAAGCUCCAAAAAGAAAAAGACGUAAUGAAAUUAGAAAAAUCUAACACUGCAAAAAGACAUUACGAUCCGCAUCAGUAUGUUGAUCAACAAAAUUCUUCAGAUAGCCAAGCUUUAAAGGAAGCACUUAACAAAAUAAAACUGCUUGAAUUUGAUUACAAAGCUUUGCAUGAUAAACGUUUACAAGACUUAAAAACAUUGCAAGCAGCACACGAAAGGGAACUAGCAUCCUGUCAUGAAACCGUUCGAAUACUGCAACAAAGAUUAACAGAGAGAGACGAAGCAUUCGCUAAUCAAAAAAGGCGUAAAGUUCCAAUUGAUUACUACGCCCUCAAAGCUAAGGUUACUUCUUUGGAACGUCGUCAUUCAGAAAGAGAACAACGCCUUCAUAUGUUGGUAGAAGCUCUAAGUAAAGGACGACUGAAUGGCGCUCUUGAAGAUAUUCUUACAGAAAAUGACAAAUGACAAUAGUCAAAACCAAAGGGUAUGUUACAUACAAUACUUUCUGGGAAAAAUCUUUUUUUUUUUCUAAAAAUUUUAUUAAUUUAAAUGCAAACAAAAUCAGUCUUUAGGGUUGUGAAAAAUGAAGAGGAAAGAAAGUCAUUCUAAGGUAUAUAAUACCAUUAAGAAGUUAAAAUCAGAAUCAGAAGAAAGGUAAUCAGAAUGAAAGACAUUUUAAAAAUUAAUUUAAGUAAUUGUUUAAAGUAUGUUUGAAUAGUCAUAAAAAUUGAAUAUUAAAGUAUAGUAGAACUGUACACAUGUUUUUUUUCCUAAAUUAACUAUAAAUAUUUAUUUUCAUAUAAUAAAAUAAAUAAAGGUAUUACAAAUUCAAAUAAUAGUCCAUGAUAUUUUUCAUUUUUGCAAAAUUUCUCGUAAUUUGUAAUACACAAUAUAUUUUUAAAUAUGAAUAUUUAAUGUU